This is a messenger RNA of Galeopterus variegatus (Sunda flying lemur), 938 nucleotides long. RefSeq names its product zinc finger protein ZFP69-like. The transcript has 6 exons. Gene Ontology annotation, biological process: regulation of DNA-templated transcription. NCBI's taxonomy places the organism in Eukaryota, Metazoa, Chordata, Mammalia, Dermoptera, Cynocephalidae. The record is from RefSeq and is a predicted model, not a curated record. The coding region runs from base 304 to 831 and encodes 175 amino acids.
AGAGCCCGGGGCAAGUCCUCUCUGCCCCUGCGGAGCGCCGAGCUACCGAGAUCCUGGUGCGUCCCCUCUCGCUCCCGGGACCCAGGCCGCGGUGAGAACAUCAAGAGCUGUGUCUCCCGACGCGGUCCUUCCACCUGCCCCGGGGCGCGCCAAGCUGAGCACAGUCCAGGAGGGGCGGGGACGGGUCCGAGGGGUUGCUGAGACCCCUGUUCCUCCUCGCGCGCUUCCGCUGGGCCCCGGGCAUCCCUGUCCCAGGACACGCUGCGAACGCGGAGAGAACCCGCCCCUCGGAAGGUUCGGGGGAUGCCCGGCCAGAGUCCGCGGGCUCCCGGCGCUCGCUCCUGCCCUUUGUGUAAACCGCAUCUCGGGACCCGCCCUCUGGUUUCCGAUUCCGAGGGGCGCUGGCGUGGGCUUCCCUCGACCCAUCUCUCGCUCUGCCUCCUCUGGACUCUGCCCAACCCCUCAGGAAGGAAGGAGAGGGCAAUGGCUGCUGGGUUGCUGCCACUGGGAACCCAGUUUCAGGAGUCAGUGACAUUCAAGGAUGUGUCUAUGGAUUUCACCUGGGAGGAGUGGAUUCAACUAGAUUCUGCUCAGAGGAACUUGUAUGAGAAAGUGAUGCUGGAGAACUACAGGAACCUGGUCUCACUAGCAGGGCGUCAGCUUUCCAAACCAAAUGUGAUUUCUCAGCUGGAACAAGAAGAGCUGAGCCUGAGGGAAAAAGAACUCCCUGGGUGUAUCUCUCCAGAUUUUCUUGGAUAUUACUGCCAGAUUAAUCUACCAUUUAGUCCUCUUAUUAUCCUGUCCAAACCAAGAAGAGAAAGCAUCGAUUGAGUCCUGUGCUCGGCUCUUCCCAGUGUCAUCAUCUAAUGUACUCAUCAUAACAAACCCACAGGACUGGGAGACAAGACUUGAAACCAAAGAGUCAACUCCAAAGCCCA